AUGAAUAUCAAGCCGAAGGUUGUUCUGAAUCAAGUGAGCAGUGCAUCUGAAAAGUGUGCAUCGCAAAUUCAUCUCCUACCCUGUCAUCUAGGCUAUACGGGUGGCGCAAACGUUCAAGCAUAUUUCCAACGAGAGAAAGUCGACGAAAAUGGUAAUGAAAUAUCAACAUUCCGAGGUCAUUUACUCAAUGGAUCAGUUCAAAAAUUACCCGAUGGAUAUAAGAUGUUCGUUGUGAAAGAACGUUUCAAUAAUAAAGGUGAGACGGAAUGCGAUUUCGAUCCAAUUCGUUAUCCAGUUGAUCAAUUUUUUAUCCAACACGAACCACAAGAGAUAAACACUUUAUUUAUAGGCGGUGAGCAGCAGGUAUUCGAUGCAGAGGCGUCGACGAGCGAUUUCAUGUUAUGGGAAUACGAUCGGAAGCCAUCCGAAAGGAAUCCACUGCCCAGAGCGAUUAAUUUCCUUAGAAUAGCAAAUGAUUUAGCUGUAGAUGAUGACUGA
Molecule: messenger RNA, 498 nt
Organism: Anisakis simplex (herring worm)
Lineage: Eukaryota; Metazoa; Nematoda; Chromadorea; Rhabditida; Anisakidae
Source: the annotation of a GenBank genome assembly